Molecule: messenger RNA, 1761 nt
Organism: Neoarius graeffei (lesser salmon catfish)
Lineage: Eukaryota; Metazoa; Chordata; Actinopteri; Siluriformes; Ariidae
Gene: tnfsf14b
Product: tumor necrosis factor ligand superfamily member 6
Exons: 6
Coding region: 287-976 (229 amino acids)
Biological process (GO): immune response
Cellular component (GO): membrane
Molecular function (GO): tumor necrosis factor receptor binding
Source: RefSeq, a predicted model, not a curated record
CCUCAGUCACUCUAUCCUGAAGACACAGACUCACUCAGUCUCUGCUCUCACUCACAUGGCUGAGCCAGCGCUGGUGCAUCUCUCUCUCUCUCUCUCUCUCUCUCUCUCUCUCUCUCUGACUCUAUGAUUUGAGACACAGCCGAAAGGGGACACAAACCCAACAGGUAGAAGGAAAAAGAUCAUCGUCACUACAGAAUAUCUAAGAACACUUCAGAAUACCUCAGGCUCUUCAUUAGGGUCAGGACCACUUCUCCCUCCGUAGUGCGCACUCAUUAGCUCCCUUGGGAUGGGGGAGGUGCUUGUGGUGGACAGCCAGGGGGCUGCGAACCUUGUGCCCAGUAAACAGUGGAUUAAGGGCACUUUUGCUCUGUACACGCUCCUGGGCCUGGCACUGUUCGGAGUCUUUGUGGAAGGGGCACUCAUCUACCAGUUGUACCAGAGGCUUCCCACACAGACAUAUCCAGAGAACAUUCAGUAUUACAAGCAGAUUGGAGGAAAUACAACCCUGGAUGAUGCAUAUUCGAAAGAAAUGCCGAUCACGAAGACUGACAGCGACACCAAACCAGCUGCGUUUCUGCAUUAUGACCAUAAAAAGAAGUCAUACAUGGACGUGCUUCAGUGGAACUCUCAAGGCUUUCCUGCAUUUAGUGACCAUUUUAAUUACAUCAAUGGCACUCUGAUCAUCCUUAAAGACGGCACCUACUUCCUGUUCUCCAAGGUGGCCUUCGGAAACUGCAAAACUUUCAAACAUGAGGUCAAACUGAGCACGGAACGUUACGGGACAACCCUCACCAUCAUGGUGGACAGGUACAGCUCUGCAAACCAGAUGAAGUCUCAUGAGAAGAACAUCUCCAGCAGCUACCUGGGUGGAGUUUUCAAGUUACACAAGAAUGACAAGGUGUUUGUUUCAGUCAGCAAUCCUAGCCACUUGAUGGAGGCACAAAAUGAAAACUUCUUUGGUGGUUUUAUGAUCUAACAUAUAAACUAGGACAUUAAGAACGUGUCACACAAGUACAAACUUCAUGCGUACGUUCAUGAAGGAUGCACACGCUAUUCUUGUUCUUUUUUUUCCCUAAAUUAACCUUGAAUAUUUUUUUCAAUGAUAUUUAACAUUUCUAUAUUUGAUGACCUGGCAAUAUUUAUUUAAACAGAACAACAGCAUCGUGGGAAUCACAUUACUGUGUGUUUUUACAGUGAAGUCCGUGUAAGCUGGCGUGAACCGAGCACUCACACUCGGGUUGGGACCAAAACAACCAGUUUUAGGGUAUUUUGAGCUUGUUUUUGCUAGAAUGAAACUCGAUUGUGUAAUUUAUUGAGAUAUGAGCUGCUAAACUGACCCUCAGGCUACAAACUGAGGCAACAGACAGAGCUGAAAUGCUGCAGAUGGACAAUAUGAUAUUUGUUCUGAAUGUCCUGGAAAUGCUGGAUGAAGAUUACAAAAUGAUUUAUAUUCAUUAUUUAUGUAAUUAUCGAAUCUAUACUAAUCAAAGUUCUCCUCCGUGAGCAGUUUAAGCACAAGUCCAGAGGGUGGGGACAAGUCUCUCAAGUACGGGGUGAGGGUUAUACUGUAGGAUGUGAGAUCAGGUCCACCUCCACCCCCUGGACCUUUGGUGUCUAUUAACAGUGUUCUAAAACCCCAACAUCGCUCUUGUAGCUCAUCUUCUUGGAGCAGCACCAAACACACACUGCCAUGCUAGUGUAUGUACUUUACUGAGAAUAAACCCCCAACCAAACCGUAUCUGCUUCAUGAAGAUCCUGGGG